AAAGAACGAUGCCGGCUUUGAUCCGUUCGCGCACAAAUUUCACGCGUUGUAUCGACAAACGUCAAAAAGAAUUCGAACGCUACACGUUCGCAUCCAUUCCUAGCGAAUGAAACCAUCCACCAUCCCCAUGGAGAGAUGCAAACGCGUAUUGCGUCUAUGCGCUAUUGUUUUCCCCACUGGUAUCAUCGUUGACUGUUAUACACUCCUCUGCCCUUAUGCUCGCACCCCUUUCACCGUCUCUCUCAUCAUUCAAAACCACCAUUCGCCUUGAGCGCUUUCCUAACAAUACUUUGCCGCUUUUACUUGCGAGCUUGCAAUUUGUAGAAACUUCUGACUUUUCGUCUCUUUCUCUCUUUCUCUUCCUUUCUUUACAAUCUCCUUGUCUAACUCACUUUCUCUUGUUCUCUUCGUUUUUCAUAGUCCUAUGUUUUAAGAUAUCGGCAAGAAAAAGGUAACUUUAAAAAUCAUGUGAUUUCUUUCUUAUGAACGUAAACUCACGUUAUGUACACAUAGAUUGUUAUAUGCAUACGAAGCAGAAAGUACGCGUAUUGUUUGUUUCAUUUUUAUACGUACUGUCAGACUGCUCGUUAUCUUUCCUGUUGAAGGGAAGGUUAAUUAAAAGAUUCCUUAGGCUAUGUAAUUUUCUACGUGCAGGUAUUUGCAUUCUUUUUAGACGUAUUUACGUACAUACGUCAUAUGUGCAGUUCCCUCUCUCUCUCUCUCUCUCUUUCUCCUUCUUACUCUUUUCGUUUCUUUCCCAUUGUUCCGUUUACGCGGUCUAGUAAAAUCGAAAUCUUUUGUCGUCCAUGUCACCCAGAGCGAAUCUCAUUUCGUGGACACGGAUUUUCGGCUUCAAAACGUACGAGGAAAUCCCUGUAGUUUCAACCAUUCCCUUUUCCCUUCUGGAACGGAGCCUCAUCCGCCCGUAAUUGCGCGAAACUUGUACGGAAUCGUAGUAAUUAUUUCCUGAAAUCCAUCCACUUCUAUCUGCCCAAAUCGUAGAAGUAAUUACAGCAAUUAGUACGCACGACUACCUAUCGCGAUAAUCGUACGUGGGCUCAUUCCAAAAACGAACGUUUAAUUAUCAAUAAAUCUCUUCGUGCGUUGUUUUCGAUGAAUUCAAUUUUAGUGGAACCAUCUGCAAUCAUUUUCGUAUGAUUGUUAUCGUAUAUCGAAAUGAGUAGAAACAGAUGACUUUGUUUUUUCUUUAGAAACAACAUUUAGUAGUAACAGGUAGAUUUAAAUUAUAAUACAAGAGUUUCGUGAACGUUUGUGUAACACGAUACCGAACCAUCGGCAAACCAAUGACUGCAUACAACGCGAUCGUGUACGAUGCGGCUUUCAUCCCCUAAUAGAUCGAUCGAUCCAUCGAUCGAUCGAUCGAUCUGACCGAUAAUUGUCGUACGUGAAGCCUUGGAAACGGUAUUUCGAAUAAAUGCACGGAUACGUCGCAGACUUUUGUCUUGUUAUACGGUUAUAACGAAACCUAGAGGCGGUGUUAUUAUGGGGAUAUCUUUGAAAUAGCUAUCAAAUUUUCUUCUUCUUUCAUCUAAUGUAGAACAUUUUAUUAUUUAAUAAAUUUUAUUCUUUCAUUCAGUGUGUAUGUUUGUGUAUAUGUAUACGCGUACAUAUACAUAUAUACAUGUAGAGAAUUUGUUCGGUGUUGUUUACAAUAUUUAAGUUCCAUCUCCGAUGUAUUGUAAAUAAAGGUGAACAUUUUACGUAGCAUCUAUCGACACGUGUUUAUAAAUAUUUGAUACAUUGUUUCAGUACUAUCUACGUCACGUUCAAUCACAGUAGGUGUCGCUUCUCGAUCUCAAGACGGUCAUGAAAUUUACAUAGCUUUAGUUUAGUCUGACAUUCGCGAGAGAGACCUAGUGAGAGACGUAAGGACGUGUAGUACAUUAUACGACGCAUCGCGUGUAUUCAACAUUCAUGAAGAACAUUUAAUGGUGAGGACUUUGCAUUUAUACCGGAUCGCAUAUAAGUUAGAAGAAAUCAUUAUUAAUAGAUGCAGCCCGUCAUACGUUAAGUGCUACUAUUUAAUGGAUCCUUAAGGUGAUACACGGUGUCCACAUUGAGCCGGCACACGAAGUGAAAAAGCGUAGCAUAAGUCAGCCACUUCGAAUUCUCCUUUCUUACGAUGAGAGCGUUUUUAGAUUGGACGACGAGAAGUUGGAUCUUAUAAAUAACACAAUCCUGCCAGAAGCCGUGCACUUUUGGGAAAGAGCACUUAUGGUACGAGAAACGAAGAAUACCAUCAGACUGAACAGAAAAUGCGAGAGUAGUCAGGUCUUCGUACAAGAUCAUCACACUCACUGUAUAGAUACUUGCCGUUCAACGACCAUGUGCGGAGAGGUGGUCGUCCCAGAGGACCAUCUUGACGUGUGCAGAAUUUGCAACGCAGUGGGUCACAAUUGUCAGGUGGCGGAAGGAAGUAAAGCCGGUCCCGGAAUCGACGGCGCGGACUUCGUAUUUUAUGUGUCCGCUAUGCAGACCGAGAGAUGUCACAAGGGAUUGACGGUCGCUUAUGCUGCUCACUGUCAACAGGAAGCUGCGUUGGAUCGACCUAUCGCAGGACACGCAAAUCUUUGCCCAGGUAGUAUCAGCACGAAGCCUCAGGAACUGGAAACAUUGUUGAGCACCGUCAAACACGAAAUUCUUCAUGCUUUGGGCUUCUCCGUCAGUCUUUACGCCUUUUACAGGGAUGAAAACGGUGAGCCAAGAACACCGAGAAGAAGCGACACUGGGAAGCCUCCGUUGAAUGAGAAAUUGCAAACGCAUCAGUGGAGCGAGAGCACGAUCAAGACCGUAACGAGGCCAUAUUGGCAAGUGCACGGUGGUUACGUCGAGAGGUCGAUGCAAAUGAUCGUAACGCCACGAGUUCGUGCCGAAGUUCAAGCACACUUCAAUUGCCCGAACUUGGAGGGUGCAGAACUCGAAGACCAGGGUGAAGAUGGGACGGCCUUGACGCAUUGGGAAAAGCGGGUUUUCGAGAACGAAGCUAUGACUGGUACGCACACUCAAAAUCCAGUUUAUUCGAGGAUUACGCUUGCUUUGAUGGAGGAUACCGGUUGGUACAGUGCAAAUUAUUCGAUGGCGCAAGAACUCGGCUGGGGAAAGCACUUGGGCUGCGAUUUUGCUAUGAAAUCCUGCAAGGAAUGGAUAUCCUCGAAAUCGUCGCGUUUAUCCAGAGUGCAAAAGGGAAAAUCGAUUCAUCCUUUCUGCAAUAAAGUGAAGCAAGAUCCAUUGCAAACCGAGUGUACAGAUGAUCGAAGUUCCGUAGCUUUGUGCAAUUUAGUAAAACAUUCUCAACUCUUACCAAAAAAAUAUCAAAAUUUCGAUUCGAUUCCACACGUACCAUCUGGAGAAGAACAAUACUAUGGUGGCUCGGUGUCUCUGGCAGACUAUUGUCCUUAUAUCCAAGAGUUUACGUGGCGAGCUCGAAACAUUGUCGUCAGAGGAUCUCAUUGUCUUUACGAGGAUAAUAAUCCACAUCCGGAAAAAAAUUUCGCUCUCGAGAAAUACGGAUCGCACUCGAGAUGCUUCGAUCAUACCAAUCAAAUGUGGGAGGAGAGAACGUGCAAAUUGGCACGUCAAUGGCAACAUUGGGGCUCUGGUUGCUAUCAAUACAAAUGCGAGGCGGGUCGUCUGCAUAUUAUGGUGGCAAACUAUACUUACACCUGCUAUCACGCUGGUCAAGAAAUAGCAAUCAGGAUAAUUCAAAAUGGUUGGCUGCAUAAAGGAGCUUUGAUAUGUCCACCCUGUAAAGAUAUCUGUCAAGCAGAACUAAAAGCUCGAGGCGAAUGGUGCAAACCUGGCGAUGAACAUCCACCUGCAACUUAUUAUCACAGAGACAAUCUUUACUGCUCAUCAGCAGAAACCUUCGGCCUAAACAUAGCAAUUAUCUUUCUAAUCGCGUAUCUCUCUUGCGUCAUUAGAUGAUACGACGUUGUUGAAUCUAGUACGAUUUUUUUACGAUCAUCUGACUCGAUAAUACGGCAAUACAUGAACGAUCGUUUAUCAUCGUAGUUGCGUUAUGCCUUUAGGAAUCACGAUGUUCUAUACAGAAGAUAUACAUACAUAUACAUACAUAACGCACAUAAACACACACACACACAGACACAAACAAACAUCGACGUCGAUAUUCGUAGCGUUCUCUAAGCUUCGAAAAACUUCGACUCGAUAAAAGACUACAUUCUUCUAAGCUAAUUCCUUAGCUCUCGAGCAUACGGGUAAAUUCUAUUUCAGUCCAAUCGUUUCUGUAAUACUCUGAUACGUUUCGGUAUAUAAAACAUAAAAAGUUAAAGAUUUUCGUUUAGAAAUAUGCGAAACAUUAUUGUUGCUAAUUUUUUUUCUCUUUUUUUUUUGCUUUUUUCGAAUGAAAUUCUUAUAUUGUUACUUUUGUGACAUAUAAUGUAUAUUAUUAAAGAAUCGGAUACAUUCUUAACCAUUUUACAACGCUAAAGAACAAUUCAGCGUCGUAAAAUGAAUCUAAUAUUCUAUACUUUGUAAACUUAUUAACAUUCCCGUAAAAUCUUUAAGAACGAAAUGAGAUGCAUUUAUGUAUCUCUAUCUUCGUUGUACAAUGAUUUUUUCCUUUUUACGCUUAACACUCAAACUUGUAAGUGAGAAACAAUGAGUCAUAUCGAAGUGUUUUUUAAAAAACAUGUAGAAGGGAGAAGGAUGAAACGGCAAAGACACGUGUGUCCAAACGUUCGUGCGUAUUUACAUGCGUUUAACGAAUUUUAAAGAGUCACACAGGGUCGUUGGUUGGACAAUAUUAUAUAAAGUCGACAUCCUAAACUUCUACGCUCAUUAAUGGAUAAGCUGUAAAUAAUUUUACAAAAAUAUAUAUAUAAAUAAAUAAAUAUACAUAUAAUAAAGAUAAAUUUUUAUGCGUAUAGAAGAAGAGAGAAAGCUUGCGUAUGAAAAACCAAAAAAAAAAAAGAAAAAAGAAGAGAAGUGAAGAAAAGAAAAGAAAAAGGAAAUGAUUAAAAUGAUCGUAAUUAAUUAUCAUAAACGUAUUAAAUCUAGACGUUUCACUUUCGUUUUUAUUCUAAACACGUAGAGACUAUAAUAAUAAUAAUCGUCUUAGACGAUCGUACGUAUUCUAAUCGCUUCGAGAGGAUUACACUUUUGCGUUUCGCCCUUAACCAGAUCGAUAACUAGCAUCGAAGCAUCUUCUCUCGAUACAUUCCAAGGAAGAAAAAAAGAAAAAAGGAAAAGGAAAGGAAAAGAAGAAAGAAAAGAUAACGUAUAGUUUAAUUAAUUAAACUCCGAUUAAAUAAGCGAUCGGAAGUAGUAAUGGAUUUUAUACUAUACCGAGAGGCAGACGUUAUGCAUAGUUCAUCAGUCUGUCUUGUAUAGAUACAAAGACACUUAAUCUAUACUUUUGUACAGAUACUAUUAAUGUUUAAUAAGUAGUUUACUCUCUGUAUUAAAAACUUGAAAGCGAGUGUGAGCGUUUUGAUGCGAGUAUGUAUGUACGUAUGUGUGUAAGUACGCGCGUGUCUGUGUGUGUGUGUGUGUGAACGCGCACUUUAAAACAAAAUACGUUUCAAAUCUUUUGAAUGUGCCGCGGAGUCUAUCUUAAUUUCAGCCAUUGUGCUGUAAAAUUUCUAUUCGAUAAAAAAAAAAAAAAAUGAAAAUAAAAUCUAUACGUUUGACAUAUAAUAAUCGGUCCGAUUGCGAAAAUCCUCGCGUAUUCUGAAAUAUGAGGUUUCUAAAUCAUCUUCUUCUAAUCGCUUUUACAAUGAACGCCUACUUUCAAUUCUGUAUACUUUAUUAUGCGAUAUAAAUCAUUUUCAAGUUAUUUAAAAUUAUUUUAAAUUAUUUUCAAAUUAUUUGAAAUUAUUGUAAAAAUCAACUGGUAAUUGUGUCAACGAUAAAAAUUUUCUAUAGUCGGCUAAAAUUUCAAGAAAAGGAGAAGAGAGUUCAUCUCGAAGUUUCUAUGACUUUAAUUAAAUUAUCAUUCCUAGCAUGCAGGGUAACCGCUUUCACCGUCGAUUACUUCGGAUUUAAUUUCGAUUAGCGACACGUCGUAUUUAUAUAUACAUAUAUAUUACGUAUAUAAACAUAUAUGUGUGUUAUAUGAACAUACACGUAUGUCCUAUCGAUAACUUCCGUCUUUGAGUACAUGUGCCAUCCCUGUAAGAAAGUAAAUUAUAAAAAUCCUCUAACGAUAAGCAACGGGGACCGAACUUAUUUCUUUUCGUUAUUAUAUACGAGACGCAUGUAAAAUAAUCUGUUGAUAAAUUAAAAAAAAAAUCGUCUAUAAUUAAACGGCUAGACAUGAGGGAAUUUAGUUGAUAAAGCAGCAAUCCAUAGGCCGUUUCCGUAGGUUACUUUUUAAGACGAUCUUUUUGCAAACAAAAAGAAAACUACAUAAGAGGAUUAAAUUAUCGAAUAAAAAUUGAGAUGGUUGUGAGUGUUACAUUUUUCUCAGUAGCUCUUAUCUUCUGGCACGACGAUCGUCCGGAUAUCUUUUUAUCUUUCGAAGAAACUUCGCAAGUAAAAUGCAAAAGCUAAAAAAAGAAAAAAAGAAAAAGGGAAAAAAGUUACAAAUACGAUGUUAUGUAUAUAAAUACGAAAAAACAGUCGACUUCUUCACUGUGGGAGGAUUUUAUUCCAGAGAUUUAUAUUUUUGCGUGUAAACGAGUGUAUCGUCAUUGAAAAGAUAUUAAAUUUUCUGUAAAAAAGGAAAAAGAAAGAAAAAAACGAACGUAUUUCAUAUCACGCGAUUCACCACAGCGGAGAAUUUAUCUGUCCGAGAUCACGACCGACAACGAGUCCAGACGAAAAAUCGAUUUCUUAGAAAAUAAGCGAUGUCACUAAAAAGGUACUCGUUAAAUACUCGGGCUAUCGUUGUAAUUAACGUGUAUUUUUCUUGUAAACUGCCGCCGAAGAGAAAAAUGUAUAGACGAAUUAUAAAUCGCAAUCUCUCUAAUUCCUCUGAUAAUUCUGUUUUUAUGAAUGAUAAAGAUGUAUACAAGAUAAUAAACGUUUAAAUCUUUAGAA
This is a messenger RNA of Vespula vulgaris, 7020 nucleotides long. RefSeq names its product leishmanolysin-like peptidase (gene Invadolysin). Gene Ontology annotation, molecular function: metalloendopeptidase activity. The record is from RefSeq and is a predicted model, not a curated record. NCBI's taxonomy places the organism in Eukaryota, Metazoa, Arthropoda, Insecta, Hymenoptera, Vespidae. Gene Ontology annotation, cellular component: membrane; cytoplasm. Gene Ontology annotation, biological process: proteolysis; cell adhesion. The transcript is spliced from 15 exons. Bases 2236 to 3945 code for a protein of 569 amino acids.